Molecule: messenger RNA, 603 nt
Organism: Pollicipes pollicipes
Lineage: Eukaryota; Metazoa; Arthropoda; Thecostraca; Pollicipedomorpha; Pollicipedidae
Exons: 4
Coding region: 1-603 (200 amino acids)
Source: RefSeq, a predicted model, not a curated record
AUGGAUACACACGUGCCGGAAGAGCGGCCAUCGAUAUCAGGCCAUCUGCCGUCGUACCGCCUGGGCGACCGGCUGCGCGUGAACUGCAGCUCGGGCCCGGCCAUGCCGGCGCCCCACCUGACCUGGUUUAUCAAUGGCGAAGAGGUUGGCCCUCACCUCAUUCGCGCUUACCAGCUCAGCGUCUCCGAAUACCUGAAGUCGUCCGUGCUACAGCUCGUCUCGGAGGUGCGGCACAACUUCUUCCGGGACGGCAUCAUGAAGUUGAAGUGUACCAGCGCCAUCGGCGAAAAGUACUGGCAAAGCACGGAGACGCUGAUUGGCCAGCUGGGUGACCCGCGGCGCGGGACGCCGAGCCAGCUGGCGGGUCGGGCAGGUCAGAGAUACGCCGACCAGCAGAUGGAGGUGCGGCACAACUUCUUCCGGGACGGCAUCAUGAAGUUGAAGUGUACCAGCGCCAUCGGCGAAAAGUACUGGCAAAGCACGGAGACGCUGAUUGGCCAGCUGGGUGACCCGCGGCGCGGGACGCCGAGCCAGCUGGCGGGUCGGGCAGGUCAGAGAUACGCCGACCAGCAGAUGGAGGUUACUUUACAGUUCACAGCUUAG